UUUGUUCUGAAACUAGCAUGUGCUAAGCCUAUGUCAUUCUGUCUCUAUAAAUUGAAUCCAAUUAAUAACUCAUAAGCAAUGAACAUAAAUUUUCUCUGAAACUUACUGGGAAUUGGAGCUGUUUCUGCCCUUUAAGUUCUGAGUUGGUUCCCAAAUGGAAAUGCUGAGAGCUUUACUGAGUUUGGCUGCUGCAGCCGUGCUUGUCAACAUAGCCAUGGCAGCCGAUUACACUGUUGGAGCACCCAGUGGCGGCUGGGACCUCAGCACUAACCUGCAAGCAUGGGCAUCAUCACAUACAUUCCAUGUCGGAGACAAUUUGAUUUUCAAGUACACGUCGAACCACGACGUGGUUGAAGUUAAGGAGGCAGACUACGGCCCCUGCCAAGCUAGCAAUCCGAUUCAGAGAUAUACUGGGGGUAACACGGUGAUCGGCCUCGCUUCUCUGGGGAAGAGAUACUUCAUCUGUGGAGUACCAGGGCAUUGUGACCUAGGAAUGAAAGUCGAGAUCAACACACUAGCUGCGGCUUCAGCACCACCACCGGCGGCUACUCCUCCACCAGAAGCAACUCCUUCGACUCCACCACCGGCUACUCCUCCACCAGAAGCAACUCCUUCGACUCCACCACCAGCUUCCCCAGCACCUGCUUCCCCGGUCGCCCCUGUUUCUUCACCACCGCCAGUGAACCCACCAAAGUCCGCUCCUACAACGUCUCCUCCAGCACCAUCCAUGUCACCAACCAGUAUUCCAGCAUCAUCACCGAACGUUCCUUCUGCAGAGCCUCCAACAAGCUCUCCUUCUCCAAAUGGCUCAGCACCGCCGCCUUCCUUCUCAUCGGCUCCCAAAGCCAACACUCUAGUUGGCUGGGCAUUGGGAUUCUGUUUCUCCAUGGCGAUCCUAUUGGCCCUUUGAGUGUUUGAUAGGACUAGAGAAGGGGUUGUCGCGGAAGGGAAUGAGAAGGGUGAGGUGAGGGGUCAAAUUUCAUUUGUGUUUUUCAUCUGAUUCUCCACCUUGGAGAAAAUAAAUAUUGGAGAUAGAAUUCAUUGGCAUAUAUAUAACCAUAAUAAAACAUGUAAUUGCAUGUUGCGAGAGCCACAGUUUGAAGGCAACUGGCAUCAGUCUACCGCUCAAUCAAAUGGGAGUACUUUUGGCACAUACUGAGAUUUGAUUGUGUAAUUUCCUAAAAGUAUUUUGCAAGUACCACUUCAUCGUUUGGUUCUUGUACCAAUGAUGUGUGAAUUGAAGUCAUUUAAGCAAUGUUACAUCGUCUGGCUCUUUCCCACUGACUAAACCUGGAUUUAGAUUUGGUACUUGAAUUCAACCUGUCAGUCAGAUACAGAAGAUGGUACUUGAAUUCAACCGGUUAGUCAGAUACAGAAGAAGAAGAAGAAGAAGAAGAAGGGCAACCUAGAUAUAUCCUGGUUUCAGCUGGAUCAGGAUUCAAGCUCGCCUAACCAUUGGCCAGAUUUGGGUUCUGACCAGCAGGUCUAUGUUAGUCAGUCAAAACCUAGAUCUUAACUGUAACCCGUGAACUAGUGAGUUUUGAUUUUGCCAGUGAUAACAACAAAU
Molecule: messenger RNA, 1567 nt
Organism: Diospyros lotus (date-plum)
Lineage: Eukaryota; Viridiplantae; Streptophyta; Magnoliopsida; Ericales; Ebenaceae
Product: classical arabinogalactan protein 9-like
Exons: 2
Coding region: 155-910 (251 amino acids)
Cellular component (GO): plasma membrane
Molecular function (GO): electron transfer activity
Source: RefSeq, a predicted model, not a curated record